Telopea speciosissima is the source of this 762-nucleotide messenger RNA. RefSeq lists its product as uncharacterized. The coding region runs from base 1 to 762 and encodes 253 amino acids. Lineage: Eukaryota; Viridiplantae; Streptophyta; Magnoliopsida; Proteales; Proteaceae. The transcript has a single exon. The record is from RefSeq and is a predicted model, not a curated record.
AUGAUGGAAAGAUUCAAGAAGCUCCAGCCUCCCUCUUUUUCAAGGAUUGGUACAGAUCCACUACAACCCAAGAGAUGGAUUAGCGCAUUGGAAAAAGCUUUCGAAGUGUUAGAAUGUUCGGAUGCACAAAAAUUAAUCUGUGCCAGGUAUCAACUCCAAAAUGAAGCCGAAGCUUGGUGGAAGUCGACCAAGCCCAAUUUGAUGAUGACUCAUCCCAAUCCGACUUGGGAUCAAUUUAAAGAAGUUUUCUUCGGGAAUUUCUUCCCAACAAGUUUCAGAGAUGGAAAGGAAGCAGAGUUUGUGGCCCUCACCCAAGAGUCAAAGUUAGUACUUGAUUAUCAACAACAAUUCGAGGACUUGUUCCACUUUGCCCCAGAACACAUAAGGACUGAAGCAUGCAAAUCAAAGAAGUUCGAGAAGGGACUCAAGCCUGAUAUUGGUGCAAUAUUGGUUGUUCAUGACAUCCAAUCAUAUGCACAAAUGGUUGGGAAAGCCAAGACUACGGAAGAUCGACUGAAGGAGAAGACUCUGAUAUCACAGGGAUCGGGAAAAAGGGCUAAUACCUUCCAAAACUACAAUUGGCCCAACAAGACAUUCAAGGGAUCUGGUUACAACUCUAACCCGACACAGUAUCGUAGGCCGGAAGUGAAUCAAGCUUCUCAAUCUACUCAGCCCUUAACCAGUCAAUCCACUCGAUACAACCACCUUACCGUAAGCCAAGCUACAAUAGCAGCCCAACCUCCUCGACCAAUUGCAAAUUAG